AAAACAAAAUUUGGUAGUUGUGGUCUAGGUCUAGAACUAGAAUCUAGAUCUAAAUCUAGAUUUACAUCUAUCAUAUAUUAUCUAGACCUAUUAGAUCUACCUAAUAAUAAAAGAUCUAGAUUAAAUUUAAAUCUCGAUAUCUAGUGAGUCAAAUGACUGAACCACUGACCGUAUUGGUAGACCCUGCCAUCACACCUCAAGAAAAACAGAAAGAGUUGAUCUCAAACACAUGUUUGGAAAUCAAUGUUAGGUGCGAUUUUGUUCCACAACGAUGUGAAAGAACAAUUUCAUGGAUGCCACCACUUUCUGCUUCAUCUUCAGUUUAUGAAGAUAUAACUAAAGAAAUUAUGGCCGUGCUCAAUGCUGAAGAAGCUGUUCAGAUGAUACAAGCAUACAUACAGUCUAAACAUGGAGACGCCCAACACAUGACACUAACCCAGUGGGUCAGUUCUCUACAAGCAUCCUUGCCAGGACACAACAUAACUGUAUUUAUUGUUGGUCUGACCAAAUACUUCAGCAAUCAAAAAUUAAAGAAUAAAAGGAACUUCAAGGAAGCCGCAACAGGCCAAGCAACAAAGCGGAAGAAAAAAAAUGAAAGAUUAGAUGAAUCAAUUUCAUUUCAACAAGCAGAAGAGGCUUUUGUUGAGCUCCAAUUGUUUACUGGCUGUGUUGUACAACAGACUGCCACUUUUGAAGAAUUUGUUGGACAGUUGAAAUAUUUCACAAAAUCUGUUAGAGAAAAGCCAGCAAAAAAAGAUCGGUUUGACAGUGUCUUGUCGUUUUUAGAUGAAGCUACCAGUGGCAUCUACGUAAAUAAACAAGGUCAAGGGCUCAGUAAAGUAUGGAAGCACCAACUGAUGCAGUACAAAAACUUUGGAUCUGAAAUGGCAGAAGCAGUAGCCGCUGUCUAUCCUUCUCCCUAUUUAUUACACAAGGCUUGUAAAGAGAAAAAUAACAAAGAAGCUGAAGCAAUGAUUGCAGAUAUUAAUGUACGAAGAAAUGCAAGUGUCAUAUCCACUAAUCGUAAGAUAGGAAAAGAACAAGCUCGAAGAAUAUACACAUUUAUGACAUCCAAAGAUCCAGACCAGGUUAUUAAAUAAACAAAAUGUGAACAUUCACUUCCUCUGAACCAUGUUAUAAAACUGCAUCAUGAUUUAAAUGAUGUGACUACAGUUUUUUUUUGUUAUGUUUACUUUUUGGUGCCAACCCAGGCUUUUGGUUAUGAGAGUAUUUACUUAGUGUUUUAGUGUUUGUAAAUGUCAAUUCAGAGGUGUUGUGACUAAGUGAUAAAGCACUAGGCUUCAGAACCAAAGUGUCUCAAAUCCUGUUGAAGACGGAUUUUUAGGACACCCCUAAGUCUAUCCAACUUUAAUGGGUACAUUAGGGAGUAAAGAUUGUUGGUCAGGGUGCUGGCCAUGUGACACCCUCAUUACCCUCGGCCGGGCACGACAUGGCCUAAAUUGUGCUGAUGUGCCUAAAGUCAAACUCAUUACCCUCAGCCAUAGAAACAUAAACUUUACAUCAUCUGCGGCUCCUGUAGAUCACAAGGUGUGAUAGUUGUUGGUCGUCAUUGACUUGUAGAACCAAACUGCUGUAGGUGUAAUACAUCUUAACUUAACUUGAAAUAACUUGAGUGACUUCUUUGGGAACAAAACUAAAUAGGACUUUAAUUACAAUACAAACAAAUUCCAAUUGAGAUAAAAUGAAAUUAAUGUAGUAGACUUUAGAAGUAAUACAAUGCUAUUCUGAACAAAAUCUAACUCACUACAAAAACACUUCAGUCUUGCAAUAUGAAGUCAUCUCCCUUAUCUAAGACAGCUGAUGGAAACGCUGUUUAUCUUACAUAAUUCAACCAAUCACUAACCUCUUCCCACAUGACCACACACUCCAUAAGAAAGGGGUAUCUGUCCCUUUUUUAAAAUGUUAUUUGAUGUUUGUACAUAUUUUUAAAAAUUCAUGUACCAAUGGUUACAAUAAAAUGUUUGAAUAAUUGUCUAUGGUUUUAUGUUAAUGUAUAAAAAUAGAGCUACCAUUAAAACUUCAUGUCUAUACUAUACUAUACUGAUUUCAUUACUAUUGAUAGUAAUACUGCAUUUCUGAACAAACAAGUGAAAUAAUUUUAAAAGAAAACAAGUUUACUUUGACGAACAAAAAUUGUGUAUAAUUCUUUUUACAGUAGAAGUAGAGACAAAAUAAAAACCAACAGGAAAUACAAGUACAGCAAACUUUUAGAAAACAGUACAGCUAAAACAACAUGCUAUGACUAGGUCAUCGCCAGUCACGCAAUACCAGUUAGAGGCUAUCACAUUACAUUUGAUCAUACUAGAACGGAGAUAGUGUAAUCUAUAAUGUCUCCAGAAAUUUAUUUUUUUUUUAAAUUUCAAAACACUAUUCUAUUCUGCAUGCUCUACUUGCACUUUAGAAUUUGAUGUUUCACUUUAAAUGAAUGUAUUUUUUUUUAUCACUGUACCAGUCCAUGAUAUAAUGAAUAGGCUAAUUUGAGGUUAUAUAAUGACAUUUUACUAUAACAUAUGGGUAUAAAUACUUAGCUAUGAUUUCAGUAAUUCCAAGUAGUUACAAUCAAAGGAAACAAAAUAUUUUAGCCUUUAGUCUAACACGAACAUCAGCAUGAUUACAAGUACUAACAACAAAAAUAAGUUUAACAUUUAAUCUUUUCAGGAAAAAAAAUCCUAAGAGAUACAGUAUAGUAAUGAUUUGUGUACAUUUCUAAAAAAAAAAUGUGAUUAAACUAUUAAAUAUUAUUGCCCAGGGCUUGUACAUGUAACAAACUUUUUGCAAUAUCAAAUAUAAAAUAUUUAUAAACAUUUUUCAAUUUUGGUUAGAACAAAAAAUAUUUAAUUAAACACUUGAAUUUAUGCAAAUAAAAUUUAAAAAAAAAAAAGUAAUGUGACAUUUUAUUCCCAGAUAAAAAUUAAAAAAUGUAAGAGUAGUUGUCCUACUCAAACAGAAAUGAUAAAAAUGGGACGGAAUGUGGAUAAAAUAAAUACAUAUUUUCCUAACAAAACAAAUAAAAAGUGAACAUAAAAUAACCCAAUGUCAUCAUUCUUUUCAUAUUCUUUACAUAGAGAUUACUUCUUUAAAAAAAUUCAUCUGUAUUAUAAGUAAAUGCAUUGACAUCUGCAGUGUACAAAAAUAUACAUGCUACAUUUUUUUUUUCUUACUUAACUAAACAAUCAACUGAUAAUCCCAUAGGCAAUUUUCACAGCACAGUAAUAAAGUUUAAAGGAAUGUCAUAGAACAUUUUUACACAAGGCUUACUAUAAAUAAAAAAAGGACACUACCUUGUGACAAUAAGAUCACAUUGUAGAGUUAUUUUUUUAACCACUGAUUCUUGUUAAAAAGCCUUGUCCAAAAUCAAUCACUCCCUUUUUGUUCUAUAACAAUAACUAUAAACAACAUUUAAAUUUCAGGGAUAUGGUGGCAUUAGUAGUAGAUUGCUUUUCUACCAAGCCAAAGGUUUUAGCCGAGACAUAUUUUUACUAUUUAUUUAAGGCAGGACAUUUAGUCUUAACUACAUGAGUAAACUUUAAAAAUCUUUAAAAAAAAAAAAAAA
Molecule: messenger RNA, 3574 nt
Organism: Biomphalaria glabrata
Lineage: Eukaryota; Metazoa; Mollusca; Gastropoda; Planorbidae
Product: crossover junction endonuclease EME1-like
Exons: 9
Coding region: 153-1100 (315 amino acids)
Biological process (GO): resolution of meiotic recombination intermediates; mitotic intra-S DNA damage checkpoint signaling; replication fork processing
Cellular component (GO): Holliday junction resolvase complex; nucleus
Source: RefSeq, a predicted model, not a curated record